Messenger RNA from Orcinus orca (killer whale), 735 nucleotides. RefSeq names its product coiled-coil domain containing 182 (gene CCDC182). The transcript has a single exon. Lineage: Eukaryota; Metazoa; Chordata; Mammalia; Artiodactyla; Delphinidae. Bases 34 to 495 code for a protein of 153 amino acids. The record is from RefSeq and is a predicted model, not a curated record.
GCUCCCUCUCUUUGUCCAAACGGAGGCGACACUAUGGAACCCCUCUAUCAGGCUGGGUCCAUUCUCAUGAAGGUGAACACCUUACAGGGGAAGAAGAUGGUGGAGAGUGGUCUCCAGUCUGGAGACUUCUCGCUCCCCCAGUCGUGGCCCUCCUGCAUCCUGCCACCAGCUGACCUGGAGAUCCUGCAGCAGAAGGUGGCCGGGGUGCAACGGGAGCUGGAGGACUUCAAGAAGGAGGCACUGAGGGCCAUCCAUUGCCUGGAAGACGCCUUCUGCAAGAUGAACGGGGCCCUGGCACAGCAGGAGGGGCAGGCGGCCCACGUGAGGCAGCGGCUGAGGGAAGAGGAGGACCGGGGCAUCACGCGGAACAAGGUCCUCACCUUCCUGCUGCCCCGCGGGAAGCAGCUCCGGGAGCACUGCAGGCGGCUGGAGCGCCUGCUGCUGGGCCGGAGCUGCGCGGCACUGGGCAUCCCCGGGAAGAUCCAGGCCAACUGAGGCCCCUCCGGUAGAAGCCACAUUCCUCACCGAUCAGCCGAGUAGAAGAUUCUUUUCGAUAGAAGGACAAACCCUGAGUUUUGAUAGAUUUGCUCCCCUUCCCCAUUUCCACUGCUUUCCUUCUACCUAAAUAACACCUUGCUGAGAGGCGAAAAGACCCAGUACGUUCUUUCGGUGAAGCUCCGUUCACCCAGCAUCACCCAAGAAGGAAGCGCUCCAACACUAAGUCUUUGAAUGACA